AUGUGCAAAUUAAAGAGCACAGAUGCAGAUCAGUUCCAUAAUGACCAACGCAAUCUGCCAAGAGCAGAGCAAAUUAGCGUAGAGCUGAUAGUGUCCACUCUUCCUGUGGAGAGGAGAACACUGAAGUCCACUGUGCCAGAGGGAGCCGACACACAUGCUGAAUGUCUGCUGGUCAGACAGGCCUGUCAAUAUUAUAACUCCCAGCUGCAUGUGAUCCAGUAUAAAUAUGAGGAGUAUGCAGCGGACUACCGCACGCUGCCCAGGAAGCUGUGUAAAUCAGAGAAGUUGCCCUCUCACUCCUUUGAGAUCGACCAUGAAGAUGUGGACAAAGAUGAGGACACAACUUCUCUGUCAUCAUCUAAAGGAGGAGGUGGAGCAGGGAGUGGAGGUGCAGGGGGAAUCGGGGUGUUUAAGUCCGGCUGGCUCUAUAAAGGCAACUUUAACAGCACUGUCAACAACAGUAUCACCGUCCGGUCCUUCAAGCGAAGAUAUUUUCAGUUGACUCAGCUAACUGACAACUCUUACAUCAUGAACUUCUAUAAAGAUGAGAAGAUAUCAAAGGAACCUAAAGGCUGUAUAUUUCUGGACUCGUGCACCGGGGUGGUUCAGAAUAACCGCCUGAGGAAACACGCCUUUGAGUUGAAAAUGAUCGAAGUGACAUAUUUUGUCCUGGCUGCCGAGAACGAGCAAGACAUGGAUGAUUGGAUCAACACUCUCACACGCAUCCUGCAGAUCAGCCCUCCGGACGGCCCGGCUCUGGAUCGCAAGAGCGCGGACCUGAGUGACAGCAAACACGAGAUCACUGAUGUGUCAUCGAAUCAUGUCCCUGUUCAAAAACACGAGGAAACGACUGAAAACGGCAUCCACCCUGAACUGGCCAAGUAUAUUUCUGAGACCGAGGAAUCAGCGAGAGCUGCCAGAGGAGAGGAAAGACUCAACCUGUUCUCUCUGGAUCCUGAUAUUCCUGUUUUGAGGAGUCCCAGGAUGGAGUCUGCUUCUGUCCAGCCGUUCGAGGAGAAACUCGGGAAGAGACUGAUGAUCUCCUGCCGCUCGCUCAACCUCUCACUGCAGGGCUGCGUCAACGAGACCGACGCUGAGCCAGUGACUAAUAUCGAGCCUUUCUUCGUGUCGGUUUCUCUGCUGGACAUCCGUGAGGGCAGGAAGGUUUCCGCUGACUUCCACAUGGACCUAAACCACGAGGUUGUGCGGCAGAUGCUCAGUAGCUCUGGUAGUGAAGGAGAUCAAGGCUCGGAUGGUGCUCCGCAGGAAAAUGGCCUCAGCUCGCCUGCAGAGAAGAAAAGCGAGGACUGCCAGUUGAGCCCAGAGCUGGAGAACUGGCUGCACUUCACCAGUCAGGCGAUCUUUUCCAUCACAAACCCGCACACAGACAUCGUGAUGGUGGCACGCGUGGAGAAAGUGCUGAUGGGAAAUAUUUCCAGCGGUGCAGAACCCUACAUUAAAAACACAGAUUCCAGCAAGACUGUCCAAAAGAUGCUGAAAUCCAACAAGCAAUUCUGUAGCAAACUUGGAAAGUACCGAAUGCCUUUUGCCUGGUCUGUAAGGUCAGUAUUUAAGGACAACCAGGGCACAGUGGACCGGGAAAGUCGCUUCUCUCCGCUCUUCAAACAGGAGAGCAACAAGAUUUCCACAGAAGACCUCAUCAAGCUCAUCACAGAGUACAGGAGGGCAGAGAAGGCCAGUAAACUCCAGAUCAUCCCUGGAAACCUUGAAAUAAACGUGGACUGUGUUCCCAUGGAAUGUCCCAACUGUGUGACGUCCUCGUGUGUGGCUCUGAGGCCGUUCCAGGACUGCGCUCUUCACGCUCCGACGGUGGAGGUGGACGAGUUCCUGCAGGACUCUUCUAAGUUUGCUCAGCCUUACAGAGUCUACAAGAAUCACAUCUACAUCUACCCCAAGCACCUCAAGUAUGACAGCCAGAAGAGCUUCACAAAGGCUCGAAACAUUGCCGUUUGCGUGGAGUUCAGAAGCUCUGAUGAAGAACAUGCCAAGCCACUUAAGUGCAUCUAUGGAAAGCCAGGAGGUCCGGUGUUUACCACGACUGCCUGCUCCACCGUUCUGCAUCACUCACAGAACCCAGACUUUUAUGAUGAGGUGAAGAUUGAGCUGCCCACACAUCUUCAUGAGAAACACCAUUUACUCUUCUCCUUCUAUCAUGUGACCUGUGACAUCAAUGCCAAGACCAGCUCUAAGAAGAAAGAGGCUCUGGAGACUCCAGUGGGCUAUGCGUGGCUGCCUCUUCUGAAGGAUGGACGUGUUUCCUCUCAGGAUUUCAGUAUUCCAGUCUCGUGCACAUUGCCUGAUGGAUAUCUACACAUUAAAGAGCCUUCGUCCACCAAAAAUGGCUCGGAUGUGAAGUGGGUCGACGGGGGGAAGCCGAUCUUCAAAGUGUCCACUUCGGUGCUUUCUACAGUUUAUACUCAGGACCUCCAUCUAAACCGCUUCUUCCAGCAGUGCCAAAAACGAGAGGCAGACCUCUCUCAACCGCCUACCUCAAACUUCCUCAACUGCCUUCAAGGCCUCCUGAGUAUGGAGAGGAUUCAUGUCAUAAUUCGCUUCCUUCCUGUUAUCUUCAACCAGCUCUUCAAAGUGCUCACCCAAAACGACACUGACGAAGUGACCGCCAGCACCACCAGGGUCCUGGUCCACAUCUUAGCUAAGUGCCACGAGGAGAAGCUGGGCCACUGUUUGCACUCUUACAUAAAGUUUGUCUUUAAGACUGAAGCGUGUGGCUUCAGAACGGUUCACGAAGAGUUGGCCAAGGGCAUGACCUCUGACCUGAAGAGCAACGACCAGUCAGUCAUACGCAGUAUCCUGAAGUUCUCGUGGUUCUUUCUCGAGAUCAUAGUGAAGUCGAUGGCGCAGCAUCUGCUGGACUCAAAUAAGCUUACGCUUCCUCGACCGCAGCGAUUUCCUGGAUCUUUCCAGAGUCGAUUGGAGACCCUGAUCAUGACGAUGUCCGAUCACAUCUUCUGGAAGAAUAAAGAGCUGGCAGAGGAGACACGCAGCGCUAAUAUGGCCAUAGCGGCCUUUGUGAAGCGGUGCUUCACAUUCAUGGACAGAGGUUUCACCUUCAAACUGAUCAGUAACUACAUAAACAUGAUCACAGCCAGUGACAAUAAGACGCUGUGUGAGCUGAAGUUUGAGUUCAUUAGGGAAGUGUGUAACUAUGAGCACUAUUUCCCUCUGAGUCUUCCCAUCCCGUCUGCACGAAUCACAGACAAGGCAUCACCGGAAACCCAAAGUGCUCCGGUGGACUUUCUGGAGUAUAGUUUGACGGAAGAGUUCUGCAGGAAACAUUUUCUCACAGGACUGCUGUUGAGAGAGCUGGGGCUCGCUUUGCAAGACGAGCAAGCCCUGAGACACCUCGCCCUGGCCUGCCUGAAGAACCUCAUGGCUAAACAUUCAUUGGACUCCCGUUAUGCCAUAAAGGAGAAACAGGCACGGAUAGCCUCUCUGUACCUGCCUCUUUAUGGUCUGAUCCUUGACAACAUGCCUCGCUUCUUCCUCAGAGAUCUGUUUCCAAUCUGCCUGACGGCCAGCAACCAGGGUUCCAGAGAUGAUGUCAGUGUCGGAGUAGGUUUAGCAGGUCAGGUGACCCAUGUUUUACGCCAUGGGAACUCGAUGGAUGCGUCCUUCUCCAAGGAAGUGCUCAACUCCAUUACAGCCUUUUCGUCAUUGGCCGUAUCAACCGCUAACAAUGCAGACUCCAGAGGCUCUCUCAUCAGCAUCGAGUCGAACCCCAGCAACAGUGACCGCAUCAGUGAGAAGAUUGAUGGAUGUGAAAAGUUUGCCAGGCCGCAGUCUCUCAUUGGGUUUGGUGCACGCUUUGACAAACUGGAUCAAGCAGAGACCAGAAGUCUGCUCAUAUGUUUCCUUCACAUCAUGAAGACCAUUUCAGAGGAGGUGCUGGUUUCAUACUGGCAUCGAGCCAUUCACCAGGAGAUCAGUGAUUUCUUCAAUAUCCUGGAACUAUGUCUCCAACACUUCCGGUUCCUUGGAAAGCGUCACAUUGCCAGGAAGCUAGCGGCCGCCAUUAAGCUGGCUCAGGCCACACAGAACAAUGGCACCCUGAAGGGGUCUAACGUGUCUUGCCAGUCUUCAGGGCUCCUACCCCAAUGGAUGCUCUCUGCUCAGGACGGGCACAGACACGCCCGCUCACAGACCAUGCCCAUCAUCAGGGGGAAGAACGCCCUCACCAACCCCAAACUGCUGCACAUGAUGGAGACAGAUGGAAAUGCAUCUGAAGGAGAAAACGUCAGCCCCACAGAUAUUGAAGCCAAUCUUUCUACUGAAGUCGCUCUGACUGUGUUGGAUAUUCUGGAUCUGUUUGUUCAUCAUCACAAGAAACGGUUGCAGCACGAUGAAGGGCAAAACUCUCUGAUGAAAAAAGUGUUUGACACGUACCUGCUGUUCUUCCAGAUCAGCCAGUCCACCAGCACCCUCAGACACGUCUUCACCGCCCUGCGCCUCUUCAUUCACAAGUUCCCGUCCGUGUUUUUCCAGGGUAAAGCGGAUCUGUGUGGGAGUCUGUGUUAUGAGAUCCUGAAGUGCUGCAACCAUCGCUCCAGCUCCACACAGACCGAAGCCGCCGCGCUGCUCUACUUCCUCAUGAGGAGGAACUUUGAGUUUACAAAGAGCAAAUGCAUCGUCCGCUCACACCUGCAGGUGAUUAAAGCUGUAAGUCAGCUGAUCGCUGAUGCAGGUAUCGGUGGUUCACGCUUCCAGCAGUCUCUGGCCAUCAUCAACAACUUCGCCAAUGGAGACGCGCCACUUAAAAACACAACACUCCCGGCUGAGGUGAAGGACCUGACCAAGAGGAUACGCACCGUCCUGAUGGCCACCUCCCAAAUGAAAGAGCAUGAAAAGGACCCGGAGAUGUUGGUGGACCUGCAGUACAGCCUCGCCAACUCCUACGCCAGCACACCUGAGCUCAGAUGCACCUGGCUAGAGAGCAUGGCCAAGAUCCACGUUAGGAACGGAGACCUGUCUGAGGCGGCCAUGUGCUAUAUCCACAUCUCAGCCCUCAUAGCAGAGUCUCUGCGGAGGAGAGUGCUGCACUUCAUAAUGAAAAAUGCUCAUUCCUGCCACUUGCUUUAUUCCUUAUACUGUUACUGGAAGUCUGAGAAGGGUCGGAUCUCAAGUGUGAGCAAAGAGGGAGCCUGUGUAAUUAACUCUAGCCCCUUACUAACUCCCCACGAUGGAGAAACAUCGUUCAGUAUGGGCUGGGCCGCCUUCAUGAGCAUCUCUCCUAAUGUGAAAGAAGAGGGAGCGAUGAAGGAGGACGCCGGCACUCAGGACACUCCGUACUUCUCUUACUAUUUCUGCCAUAUAAAGACGCGCUAA
Messenger RNA from Sinocyclocheilus grahami, 5364 nucleotides. RefSeq names its product dedicator of cytokinesis protein 10. Lineage: Eukaryota; Metazoa; Chordata; Actinopteri; Cypriniformes; Cyprinidae. Gene Ontology annotation, molecular function: guanyl-nucleotide exchange factor activity. Gene Ontology annotation, biological process: positive regulation of GTPase activity; small GTPase-mediated signal transduction; dendritic spine morphogenesis. The coding region runs from base 1 to 5364 and encodes 1787 amino acids. The record is from RefSeq and is a predicted model, not a curated record. The transcript is spliced from 48 exons.